Molecule: messenger RNA, 654 nt
Organism: Entamoeba invadens IP1
Lineage: Eukaryota; Evosea; Mastigamoebida; Endamoebidae
Exons: 2
Coding region: 1-654 (217 amino acids)
Source: RefSeq, a predicted model, not a curated record
AUGAUUAAUGGUCUUUAUUAUAUUCAUAUUAUUUUUUUGACUAGUGGAUAUCAGUGCGACUGCACACAAAUCAACUCGAGCAUUAAUAAUGGAUUCAGCCCUUCAAAAUGUACUAUUUUUCCAAACACACGCUUGUACUGUUUUAACAACUAUUUUAUUUUUUCUAUCCGUAUAUUAAAAUUUGAAAAUGUUUACAUUCUUCAAAACAUGGAAUUUACAAACAAUGGCGAUAUAUAUUGGCAAAAUAUUAAUACAACCACACUCUUUGAAAACGUCAGUUUAAUCAUUUCAUGUUGUUUACACUUUAAUAAAAAUCUAAAUAUCGAGAAUGGUACUGUCAUCAAUGUUAUUAACAAUAAAACAAUAUUUGGUUUAUUUUCUGAAGCGGGAGAUCUUAAUGUUACAAAUCCGGAACUGAACAAGCCAAGAAUUAUAUUGUGGAACUCGACUUAUAUUCACCUCAACAAAAACAUUAAUGGAAGACGUGAUUUCAAGAUAUUAAAUCCAAUAAGUAAUACAAAAUGUUUUGACGUGUUUUCACUCAACAAUCAAAGCAAUUUGGAUAUUCGUACAACAAACGAUCACAUUUCAUCUUUGAUGUUUGAGUAUUCAUACAACUUCACAGAUGGGAAAGGGGUAUUUGAUAUCAAAUAA